Equus quagga is the source of this 3580-nucleotide messenger RNA. It is a transcript of the gene TBC1D22B, whose product is annotated as TBC1 domain family member 22B. The transcript has 14 exons. Gene Ontology annotation, biological process: activation of GTPase activity. Lineage: Eukaryota; Metazoa; Chordata; Mammalia; Perissodactyla; Equidae. Bases 131 to 1690 code for a protein of 519 amino acids. The record is from RefSeq and is a predicted model, not a curated record. Gene Ontology annotation, molecular function: GTPase activator activity.
UCCAGGAGCUGGGAGCGGGUGACCGGCUGUGGGGAAGCGGCCUGGGUUGGCCCUCCGAUUGCGGGGUCCUGGGGGCUUCUCGCCGCGUACCCCCGUGGCCCGCCUACAAGGCCUUCCCCGGGCCAGAGCAAUGGCCGCCGAGAACAGCAAGCAGUUUUGGAAGAGGAGCGCCAAGCUGCCGGGGAGCAUCCAGCCUGUGUAUGGAGCACAGCACCCUCCUCUGGACCCUCGGCUCACCAAGAACUUCAUUAAAGAACGGUCAAAAGUCAAUGCAGUUUCUCUGAAGAAUAAGAAGGCCUCCAGUUUUCAUGAAUUUGCCCGGAAUACCAGUGAUGCUUGGGACAUUGGCGAUGAUGAAGAAGAGGACUUUUCCUCCCCUUCUUUCCAAACUCUGAACUCAAAAGUUGCUUUAGCAACUGCAGCCCAAGUCCUGGAAAACCACAGCAAGCUGAGGGUGAAACCAGAACGGUCCCAGUCGACGACAUCCGAUGUUCCUGCCAGCUACAAGGUCACAAAGUCCAGCAGUGAUGCCCAGCUGUCCAGAAAUUCCAGUGAUUCAUGCCUGAGGAACCCGCUCCACAAACAGCAGUCACUCCCUCUCCGACCCAUCAUCCCCCUCGUUGCCCGGAUCUCAGACCAGAACGCUUCUGGGGCUCCCCCCAUGACUGUCCGGGAGAAAACCCGCCUGGAAAAGUUCCGUCAGCUUCUCUCCAGCCACAACACUGACUUAGAUGAACUGAGGAAGUGUAGCUGGCCAGGGGUUCCCAGGGAGGUUCGACCCGUAACCUGGAGACUCCUGUCGUCCUGUCUACAGGGCUAUCUCCCUGCAAACACCGAGAGGAGGAAGUUGACCCUGCAGCGGAAGCGGGAGGAAUAUUUUGGCUUCAUUGAACAGUAUUAUGACUCUCGAAAUGAGGAACAUCACCAGGAUACCUACAGACAGAUUCACAUUGACAUUCCAAGGACGAAUCCUCUCAUUCCAUUGUUCCAGCAACCACUUGUUCAGGAGAUCUUCGAAAGAAUUCUAUUUAUUUGGGCCAUCCGACACCCUGCCAGUGGGUAUGUCCAGGGAAUUAAUGACCUGGUCACUCCGUUCUUUGUCGUCUUCCUCUCAGAAUAUGUGGAAGAGGAUGUGGAGAACUUUGACGUGACCAAUUUGUCUCAGGAUAUGCUGCGAAGCAUUGAAGCUGACAGCUUUUGGUGCAUGAGCAAGCUGCUGGAUGGGAUCCAGGAUAACUACACCUUUGCACAACCAGGGAUCCAGAAGAAGGUCAAGGCGCUGGAAGAGCUUGUCAGCCGGAUCGAUGAGCAGGUACAUAAUCACUUCAGGAGGUACGAGGUUGAAUACCUACAGUUUGCCUUUCGUUGGAUGAACAACCUGCUUAUGCGGGAGCUCCCCCUUCGCUGCACCAUCCGCUUGUGGGACACGUACCAGUCUGAACCAGAAGGGUUCUCCCACUUUCAUCUCUACGUGUGUGCAGCCUUCUUGAUCAAGUGGAGGAAAGAGAUCUUGGAUGAGGAGGACUUUCAGAGGCAGGUGUUAGUGGAUCGGAGAAUCAGCAGAGGCUUUUCAAGGCUUCCUGAAGGGUCUCCUCAUGCUGCUACAAAACCUACCUACGAUACACUGGGGCAACGAAGAGAUUGGGUUGCUCCUUGCCGAGGCGUACAGACUCAAGUACAUGUUUGCUGAUGCCCCUAAUCACUACCGCCGAUAGGUGCUGCCUCCCCGCGGGGAUCCAGACUGCCCCCAUCUCUGAUGGCAAUCUGAUCACUGUGGCCACUGUGCGAGCCGUGGACCCCGGCCAGGAGCCACUCCUGCUGUAAAAAGCUCACGUCCGCCGCCCAGGUCUUAACUUCUUGGCGUGCCUGUCCACCACUCCAUGUGUCGGGAUGGGUCUCUUGGACCACUAUCAGUAUUCCAUGCCGUGUGGAUGGGCCCAGCUCUGGGAGAGGACAGAAAAGGAGGUACAGGGUUGUCUGCCCCUUUAAAAGAAACUGGACAAAAGAAGGGGAAGGCUCAGGGUCUCAACUCACAUCGUCCCUACACAGACUGGCUGUCAUUUGCCUCCCAGCCCCAGCUGAUACUGUUGCUUUUUGUGACAUAGUUUUAUUUGAUCACAGGUCAAAAACGCCUUAUGUUUUCAAAAGACUCCUGGCCCCUCCGCCCUCUCCCCUGCUCCUGGCCGUCUCCCUUCUGCCCUAGUCUGAGCCAGUGAGGGGCAGCUUUUUAAGACCAUUGUUUUCAGGUGGAGGAGGCAUUGAUGCUUAGAACUCUGGGAAGAGGCCUAUACCCAAGGGCUAGGAAUUUUGUUUUUCCUUUUCUCACCAAUGUGUGUGUGUGUGGGUGGGUGGGUUUACACACCCAUCAGCAUUUAGUUACAUGUCUGAAUUUCUGUGUCCGGACUAGCCCCAUGAAAACCAGCUGGCAAGGGCCCCAGUGACCAAGUGUACGAGCGUCCCUUGAGAAGGAUCAGGGCAGGGGAGUGAGAAGGGACGUUUUACCUCUCCACAUCCUUUUUCCAUGAUGACCCACUCCAAGAUAUUAUGUGUAAAUUGUGUUAUUAUGUAUAUGGGUAAAGAUGUACAAAUAUAUGUCCUCUUUGUAGCAGAUAUGAUUUUAUAUUUAUAAUGUGCAUUGACAUGUGAAAGCAAUCUCGGUCACUAGCACACAUGAAGUUGCCAGACAGGUGGCUUCAGCGCCUCCAGGCUGGGUUCUGAGUGCCCUCCUGUGAGGGAAGUGAAUGGGCGUCUGCUAGGGUGAGCAUAGCUGAGCAGAUGGAGCUGCCUUGAAAACCGCUGGCAGCCAUCCCAAGCAUCAGCGUCUCAGAGUUUUUCUCUCCUCCCCUCUCUUCCCACCCCUCCCCGGGCCUUUCUGGAGCGUCUGCCCUGCUCCUUCCCCUCUUCAGCAGACAGAGCUCCCCACCCUUCAUUCCCACCACCUCCCAGAGAGAGGACUACAGAGGCAGAAGCCCUUCUGCAUGUUUUUAGCCCCUGCCUUUCCCCCAGAAUCUGGGGAGGGCUUUUGUUUUUUACAUAUUUAAGUCAGCAUUGUAUUCAAGACAGAAGCUGUGACUGACUUGUCCGUGCCAAGGAAAGAGGUUUCCUGUGUGUCCCUGGGGUUUGGGGCUCUUCUCAGAGAGAGACAUUCGAUGUCCCCCGAUGUCACCAUCACACCCCACACAGCUCAUGAGAUGUGUGACCCAUGUUCAAUUUUUGGUGUUUGGUAAUUAAGUGGGAGGCAUGGUGGCAAGCAGUUGUCAUCCUCUUGGGAAGUCGAGCAUUGUCCCCAUGGGUGACACCCUUGUGUCUCUGCCAGUGAAGCCCCACCACGGCAUGUUACAUUUCUCAUCUGGAGCUGUUUCUCAGGCAUUCUUCCUAACCUUUUUCUUUUCCCCCUUCAGUGUGCCUCGAUAGUCUCCUUCGCAGAGUGAGAGGGCUUGUGACCUCCCUCAACUGGACUAAUUAAAGAAAGACACUUGUGUUCCCAAGUGGUGGUUUUAUUUUUUUAGUUUUUAUGUUUGUAUGGGAAAUUGUGGAUAAAGUGAAAGAAUUGUAAAUAAAUAGUGUAUUUCCUCCUCCA